AUGAAGAGAACACGCAAUGGGCCUGGACUCGAUCCCAACGCCGCAGACCAGGGCGGUUUGCCUCAAUUGAGGAAACCUAUUUUUCUCGAAACUAUUAUUCCGUUGGAUUCAAUCUCCCCUCCGGAUUCUCCCACGAAUCCCAUUCACAGGCCAUCAAAGUUUCGACGCCAAGGAUCAAAACUACUGUCAGUUUUGCGUACGUUAACCAAUAGUAGUUCGAGUGUUGCAGAACCUGAUUAUGCACCGUUGUCACCUCCCCCCGAGGCCGUCGCUCUGGGCAAGAAAAUCUCCAUGGCUUUGCUCAAAGCUCCACCCACGAUCGUUCACCGCACACAAUUCAAGAGUCGACUCAGUGUGAUAUCAAUCGAUAAAGGCGUUUUGGAAUUUAUGCCGGAUGCUCCUAUCUCUCCAUCAAGUGCCGAGUCCACGAGCAACAGUGGAAAAUCAUCCGGUCCUGAUGCUCAACAGUCCACUCAAAAGACUUCUCUUGAGUCUAAGUUUUCUCAGAAAUCUGCUGGCAUCUCUCAGCAUUCGUCUGAGAAUAAAAAGGUUCCGCCAAAGACUAUGAAUCAAGCAGAGGGAUGCUCUGCUGAUGGUCUUCUUAAGCCAAUCACUGAAAAUGAUAAUGUUGAAUGUCCACAGCCAGUUCCAACUGUAAUUACCGUCGAGAAAGCAGCAUCUGCUAAGGUUUUCUUCGAAACCUACUACAACGAUGUCACUGCCAAGACAGUAAAGCCUCGAUCCCUUCGACGCUUGAAUCUUGAAAAUGAGCUCUUGAAUGAUAUGUCAUCUUCUCCAUCGGACAAGGCCGAAAGACGUCAAGCUCUGGCAACAGCAGAGACCAAUCAUCUUCGACAGACACGAAAUAUGAAGGUGCGUAGUACCAAUGCUUUGAAAGGUAGAGAUCAUAAACCUUCGAAUUAUGAGGUGGUCAAAGUACUUGGAAAGGGCAGCUUCGGGGUUGUUCGGCUUGUUAGAGAGAAGUGGGCACCGGGUACUCAUGAAUCGGAGCCAAGCAAGAGUAUCUAUGCCAUGAAGGUUAUCAGGAAAUCAGAUAUGCUCCGAAAUAGUCAAGAGGGUCAUUUACGAGCUGAGCGUGACUUUCUUGUCGCCGCCGAGGGAUCUAGAUGGGUUGUGCCUCUGAUUGCCAGCUUCCAAGAUCUUAACAAUCUGUAUCUCGUAAUGGAUUACAUGCCUGGAGGUGACUUUCUCGGCCUACUCAUUCGCGAUAAUGUUCUCUCCGAAUCGGUCACCAAAUGGUAUAUUGCCGAAAUGAUCUUAUGUAUCGAAGAAGCGCAUGCUCUUCGGUGGAUUCAUCGUGAUAUCAAACCAGACAACUUCCUGAUUUCGGCAUCCGGUCAUCUCAAGAUAUCCGACUUCGGUUUGGCUUUUGAUGGCCAUUGGUCUCACGAUCAAGCUUACUUUCACAAUCAUCGAUACUCGCUUCUCAAUAAACUUGGUAUCACUGUUGAGGGAGAUACUCUCGAUAGGAAGGAAGGGAGAAGCGUUGCUGCUGCUAUGAAGAUUGCCCAUGUUAUGAUGGGCGGAAAAGAACGUCAUGAAAAGAAUUCGGAUAAUGCAUCGGCUUCGGAGAGUAUUCUUAAUUGGCGCAAUCGUUUUGGCAACAGAACGCUUGCACGCUCGGUGGUUGGUACUAGUCAGUAUAUGGCACCGGAAGUGGUGAGAGGAGAGAUGUAUGAUGCCAGAUGUGAUUGGUGGAGUGUUGCUGUUAUUCUCUAUGAGUGUCUCUAUGGCCAUACCCCCUUUCUUGCCGAAGAAGGCGGCAGACAACAAACGAAGAUGAACAUCCUGAACCACAAAACCACUUUCCAAUUUCCCUCACGCCCAUCCGCCAGCAGAAGAUGCCAAGACCUCAUCCGAAGUAUCAUCCAAGAAAAAGACCAUCGCUUGUGCAGUCGACGCUACAAAUCCCGCGACACGACACUUGGCUCCAUGUCCUCUCGGCGAAAUCUAGAUUAUGCCGGUCGUUAUGUAUAUCCCAACGAUGCGGAGGACAUCAAGGCACAUAAAUGGUUUCGCGACAUUCAAUGGGAUCGCAUCAACCUGAUGCCUCCGCCUUUUAUCCCCAACAUCAAGUCUAUGGACGACACGCAUUAUUUCGACGAGGAAGAACCCAUAUCCGAUUUUUCCGAAUCGGUCACGGCGAUAACGCCCACGGUGCAACAGAUUGCCGAUGCGCUCCAGCCCUUCAAUCGCGAGAUUCAAAUCAUAGCUACGGGAUUCAUCGAGCGUCCUCACGAUUCCGUCAAGUUGAAGAGGGUGGAGAAGGAAAUUGAUCAAUUCGUCAUGCGCGAUGAGGAAAAAGAAUAUCUCAAGACGUUUGUCAAGACGUUUGGGAGAAAGGAACGGAAGCGUCCAAGGGAUCGUCUGCUGAGGGAUAAAGAGAUCGCGCCCAAGAUUCUGGAGUUGAGGAAGAAGGGCGCGUUUCUGGGGUAUACGUAUAGGAGGAUUGAGACGGGGGUGGGGGGUGCGAGGGCUGGGUAUGGUGGGGGAGUGAUGGCGGCGGUGGGGAGUAGGAGGGCGGGGGUUUGGCAUCGGGCGAGGUUGAGUGUUCAUUAG
This is a messenger RNA of Sclerotinia borealis F-4128, 2580 nucleotides long. The record is from the annotation of a GenBank genome assembly. Lineage: Eukaryota; Fungi; Ascomycota; Leotiomycetes; Helotiales; Sclerotiniaceae.